UUUUGAAAACUUCUUGUGCCAUUUUUCACCUCUUUUCCCACUUUUCGUCUCUACGAUUUUAGCUAUCAUCAUCAACACACAGAGAAUCAGAUUCGAGAGAGAGAGAGAGAGAGAGAGGAGUACACUGGCGAUUUGUAAAGUUGGUUAUGCCUGUCGUCCAAAGCUCUAACCAGAGAUCAAUGAUUGAAUGCAAAGAGAUACAACUAUUAUAAAGGCGCGCCCUUUCAAUUUCUCAUCAAGAAAUUAUCUGCUUAGAGAGAAAUGCUUGAAAUGGCAGCAAGUUUGGAGAAAGGAAUUGAGUGGCUGAGGCCUCUCGUCAACAAUCAGCCAUGGGAUUACUGUGUGAUUUGGAAGCUGGGGGAUGAUCCCUCGAGAUUUAUUGAGUGGGGGGCGUGCUGUUGCAGUAGUGGAAGAAGUGGUGAUGGGGUCAAAAUUAUGGGUGUUAAUCUGAUUGAUGAAUGCAAGGAUAGUUUGAUUAAGCAUCCGAUUACGAGUAAUGCUUGCAGGAAGCUUGCUCACUUGCCCUCUGCCAUUCCUCUGUAUUCAGGGGUUCAUGGAGAUGUUGUAAUGUCGAAACGGGCGAGGUGGACGACUACUCGGAGCAACGACGAUGAUGAAUCAAAUGGAACACAAGUCCUCAUCCCGGUAACAUGGGGUUUAAUCGAACUCUUUACCACUAAGCAUGUACUGAGAGAUCAGAAGACCAUCGACUACAUCUCGGCUCGUUUUAGAGGCAUUCUCAAACAAGAAAGCGUGGAAAGUAGUCAUCAAUUAAACUUGCCCCCUUGGUUGCACUAUCCAAAUCUUGGUUGCCAAAUGUCCCAACCAAAAAACUAUUCUAGCUUUGAGGGAUCGUCCACUUGUUCCAGUCUUUCGAACGAGCAUCAGGUACUCCAAUUAGGCCCUGAUCAUCGCACAUUAAGUGAGAUGUCGAAUGAGAAGUCAAGCAAGGGUAAAGUCGAAUUACCAAGAUUGAGAAGGAGAAAGUGCGCAGAUCUGGCAUUGAGUAAUAAUGGAAAUGAGAAAGUAGGCGCGAAAACUUGGCAGAUGAUGGAAAGGGGACCGUUCUUGUCGAAGAAUCUUAUGACUGAGAGAAAUCGGAGGAAGAGGAUCAAAGAUCGGGAGUAUGCUCUUCGUGCACUAGUCCCAAACAUCUCUAAGAUGGAUAAAGUUGGUACAUUGGUUGAUGCAGCUGAUUACAUAAAGGAGUUGGAGGUGUGUAUCAGAAAAUAUAACCAAGAAAUCAAAGCAUUAGAAGAGGAAGACUGCAACGAGGUUAAUGCCACAGCAGAAUGCCCGUUGUUGGUGAGGGACUGUGCAGAUAAGAAGGGUAGUGCAAGUGAAAACACCGCGAUCCUGGUGGGAGUUGAAGUGUUCCAACUCGGGGUGAAAGAUUUCUUGGUGAAGGUUAUAAGCAAACAAAGGCAGGGCAUCUUUUCACGGUUGAUUGAUGCCAUUGGUUGCCUAGGACUCGAGGUUGCAGAUGUCAAUGUCUCCACACUCCAUGGCCUGGUGUCCAAUGUUCUCACUGUGGAGGCUAUACGAGCAGACUUAGAUCCAAAUGCUUUGAAGCAUUCAUUGUUUGAGCUGGUUAACUAGAAAUGCAACAACAGCUACAGAUUUGCAGAAAAAGGUGGAAGAUGAUUUUUUUCUGCCAUUUAUACAUGGUUGGAUGAUUCAUCCUUUAACUACAUAGAAUCUACUUAUUUUGCUCCAAAAAGGUGUAACAGACUUGAAUAAUCGUUCAUCAAGAUUGUAGACCACCAUUUACUUUAUGAUUAUGUUAAAAUUCAAGUUCAGUUUGAGUUGGAA
Messenger RNA from Salvia splendens (bonfire salvia), 1812 nucleotides. Its product is annotated as transcription factor bHLH90. Bases 262 to 1599 code for a protein of 445 amino acids. The record is from RefSeq and is a predicted model, not a curated record. Gene Ontology annotation, molecular function: sequence-specific DNA binding; DNA-binding transcription factor activity; protein dimerization activity. Gene Ontology annotation, cellular component: nucleus. The transcript is spliced from 8 exons. NCBI's taxonomy places the organism in Eukaryota, Viridiplantae, Streptophyta, Magnoliopsida, Lamiales, Lamiaceae. Gene Ontology annotation, biological process: regulation of DNA-templated transcription.